Molecule: messenger RNA, 2064 nt
Organism: Oncorhynchus tshawytscha (Chinook salmon)
Lineage: Eukaryota; Metazoa; Chordata; Actinopteri; Salmoniformes; Salmonidae
Product: extensin-2-like
Exons: 5
Coding region: 1-2064 (687 amino acids)
Source: RefSeq, a predicted model, not a curated record
AUGACUCGUAGGUACAGAGACAAACGACUACGACUCGUAGGCACAGAGACAAACGACUACGACUCUCAGCUGUGCUCUGCCUCCUUCCCAGUCAGCUGUGCUCUGCCUCCUUCCCAGUCAGCUCUGCUCUGCCUCCUCCCCAGUCCCUGCUUCGUCCCCAGUCCCUGCCUUCCCCAGUCCAGUCCCUGCUUCAUCCCCAGUCCCUGCCUUCCCCAGUCCAGUCCCUGCUUCUUCCCCAAUCCCUGCCUUCCCCAGUCCAGUCCCUGCUUCUUCCCCAGUCCAGUCCCUGCUUCCUCCCCAAUCCCUGCCUUCCCCAGUCCAGUCCCUGCUUCCUCCCCAGUCCAGUCCCUGCUUCAUCCCCAGUCCCUGCCUUCCCCAGUCCAGUCCCUGCCUUCCCCAGUCCAGUCCCUGCUUCUUCCCCAGUCCAGUCCCUGCUUCAUCCCCAGUCCCUGCCUUCCCCAGUCCAGUCCCUGCUUCAUCCCCAGUCCCUGCCUUCCCCAGUCCAGUCCCUGCUUCCUCCCCAAUCCCUGCCUUCCCCAGUCCAGUCCCUGCUUCUUCCCCAAUCCCUGCCUUCCCCAGUCCAGUCCCUGCUUCCUCCCCAAUCCCUGCCUUCCCCAGUCCAGUCCCUGCUUCCUCCCCAAUACCUGCCUUCCCCAGUCCAGUCCCUGCCUUCCCCAGUCCAGUCCCUGCUUCUUCCGCAGUCCAGUCCCUGCUUCAUCCCCAGUCCCUGCCUUCCCCAGUCCAGUCCCUGCUUCAUCCCCAGUCCCUGCCUUCCCCAGUCCAGUCCCUGCUUCCUCCCCAAUCCCUGCCUUCCCCAGUCCAGUCCCUGCUUCCUCCCCAAUACCUGCCUUCCCCAGUUCAAUCCCUGCCUCCUUCCCAGUCCAGUCCCUGUUUCCUCUCAAAUCCAUGCCUUCCCCAGUCCCCACCUCCUCCCCAAUCCCUGCCCUCCCCAGUCCCUGUCCUCCUCCCCAGUGGUUCAGUCAAGCUACUAAUUUAACAGCACUAGCAUAUGUAACGAAUUACAACAACGUUGUGGAGGCCCAGUCAGAUUCUGACGAUGAGGACAAGCUACACAUAGUGGAGGAAGACCCUGAUGGAGACAGCACUUUGCCAGAAGACACCUCCGCAGUAUUAUCCCAGAACGGGACGGAGACGCACCAAGACACCUGGGAUGGAGCCAGCCCCACCCUCCUCUCAGCCUCUUUCAGCCAGCCCCACCCUCCUCUCAGCCAAUCCCAACCUCCUCUCAGCCAGCCCCACCCUCCUCUCAGUCUCUUUCAGCCAGCCCCACCCUUCUCUCAGCCAAUCCCAACCUCCUCUCAGCCAGCCCCACCCUCCUCUCAGUCUCUUUCAGCCAGCCCCACCCUCCUCUCAGCCAGCCCCACCCUCCUCUCAGCUUCUUUCAGCCAGCCCCACCCUCCUCUCAGCCAGCCCCACCCUCCUCUCAGCCAGCCCCACUCUCCUCUCAGCUUCUUUCAGCCAGCACCACCCUCUCAGCUUCUUUCAGCCAGCCCCACCCUCCUCUUCUUUCAGCCAGCACCACCCUCUCAGCUUCUUUCAGCCAGCCCCACCCUCCUCUCAGCCAGCCCCACCCUCCUCUCAGCCAGCCCCACUCUCCUCUCAGCUUCUUUCAGCCAGCCCCCCUCCUCCUCUCAGCCAGCCCCAUCCUCCUCUCAGCUUCUUUCAGCCAGCCCCACCCUCCUCUCAGCCAGCCCCACUCUCCUCUCAGCUUCUUUCAGCCAGCCCCACCCUCCUCUCAGCCAGCCCCAUCCUCCUCUCAGCUUCUUUCAGCCAGCCCCACCCUCCUCUCAGCCAGCCCCACCCUCCUCUCAGCCAGCCCCAACCUCCUCUCAGCUUCUUUCAGCCAGCCCCAACCUCCUCUCAGCUUCUUUCAGCCAGCCCCAUCCUCCUCUCAGCCUCAUUCAGCUGGUCCCACCCUCCUCUCAGCUUCUUUUAGCCAGCCCCACCCUCGUCUUGGCCAGCCCCACCAUCUUCUUGGCCAGCCCCACCCUCCUCUCAGCCAGCCACAACCUCCUCUCUGCCAGCCCCACCCUCCUCUACUAG